GAGGAGAAAUAUAACAAUGGAGUAACAAAAAUUCUUUCAACCGUCGAAUCUUUCAUCUUCAUCUAUUUUCCUUCGCUUUCUAGUUAACUUUCCCGGAAAAUUUUGCUGCUGCUUUUCUUUUCACUCUUUUUUUUUAAUCUAUUAAUCACAGAAUCCCCGUCUCCAGCCACAUGUCGGCCGGAUCUCCGUUAAACACGGCGACCAUCGUCCAAACACCGGCGCCGCCCACGAAGACACGGCGGCGCGUGGAAGCCACCGUGACGGCGGAACAAUGCCGAGGAUCAAACGGCGUCGUUUACGACGAGGAGGAGGGGACGAGCCCGGUGGGGUCGAGCUCGUCGACGGAAUCUCACCACCACCACACACAUAACCACCACAGCUUCUUCAUCGGAUUCCUCUCCCUCCGCAGAUUCCGACUCGUGUGGAUGCUGAUGAUGGAGAACAGAGGGCAAUGGACUGUCACGAUGGCUAGAAGCCUGAGAUCCAGGAUCGCGAUUCUCACGCUGAUUUUCAUACUUGCUUUUGUAUCCUCCGUGCUCUUGUUCGCUUUCUCCGGCGGCGGCGGAGGAGGAAGGCGGAGCGUGGGGAGUCACGCGCUUGAUGGGUCGUCGUCGGGUUUGGUAAUGACGGUAACUGGGGGGAAGGAUUCUGCUCAGAAUGUUGUCUCAGAUGCUAUCACCACACCCAUUGUUCCUCAUAAAGUCCCCAUUCCGGAGAUUUGGCAGAAACCAGACAAUGAAAGCUAUGUUCAAUGCAUAACUCGGCCGAAGAACAGAAGAGCACCUCGGCGCACCGACGGUUACCUUCUUGUCCACGCAAAUGGUGGUUUGAACCAGAUGAGAACCGGCAUCUGCGAUAUGGUUGCGGCCGCCAAAAUGAUGAAUGCUACUCUGGUUCUUCCGUUUCUCGACAAUACUUCAUUUUGGAGCGAUCCGAGUACUUUCAAGGACAUAUUCGACUGGAGACACUUCACGAAAGUGCUUAAAGACGAUAUCGAUAUCGUAGAGUACUUACCACGGGAAUAUGCUGCGAUAGAACCCGCAGUGAUCGAUCCGAUUUCAUGGUCCAAGGCGAGUUAUUACAGGAACGUGGUUGCAAAGACACUGAAGGAGAAUAAGGUGGUCGAGUUCAUUCAUGCAGACUCUCGGAUGGCAAAUAACGGUAUCCCUCCUUCGAUCCAACGGCUGAGAUGUCGUGCCAAUUACGAGGCUCUUCGGUAUGGCAAAGACAUAGAGGAUCUCAGUAAAGACAUGAUCAGUCGUCUGAGACGAAACAACGAACCCUAUCUCGCUCUUCAUCUCAGGUACGAGAAAGAUAUGUUGGCAUUCACUGGCUGCAAUCACAGUCUAACCCUAGAAGAAUCCAUGGAGACUGAGAAGAUGAGAUACGAUAACCCACGAUGGAAAUACAAGAAGAUUAACGGUACGGAACAACGUUUACUGGGAGCUUGCCCAAUGACGCCACGUGAAGCGGCCUUGUUCCUGAAAGCAAUGGGUUUCCCCUCGACCACGACUAUAUACAUUGCGGCCGGAGAAAUCUAUGGAAAUGGUAGCAUGGAUCCGUUCUACGGAGAGUUCCCUAACGUAUUCACUCACUCAAACCUCGCCAUGGAAGAAGAGCUCGAGGGUAUCAAGCCUUACCAGAACCGACUUGCUGCUUUGGAUUACAUGCUGGCUAUGGAGAGUGACGUUUUCGUUUAUACCUACGAUGGAAACAUGGCUAAAGCGGUUCAAGGUCACAGAAGAUUCGAGGGUUUCAGAAAGACGAUAAGUCCGGAUAGGUACAGGUUCGUGAAAUUGGUUGAUCGUCUCGACGCGGGAAACAUUACAUGGGAAGAGUUCUCGUCCGAGGUUAAGAGACUGCACCAGAACAGGGUAGGAUCUCCGUCUCUUAGAAAGCCAGGUGGAGCUCCCAAGACUGAGGAGAACUUCUACGCGAACCCUCUACCGGGUUGCUUGUGCGACAAGUCUCAGUACCAGACCGGACUUAACCGGUUCGAGGGACCAAGUCUACGAGCCCAUUCGCUUCGAUAGUUCUCGGUUCAAGAUUUUGGUAUAUAUACACACACGCAAAGGGCAGAGGUAACAGCUCAGCACUCCGCGGAAGAGUAAGAGUGUUUUUCUCUUCUUCAUUUUCUUCAUUAUUUUUAGGGUUUUUCUUUUCAUAGUACAAUUUUAUAGAAUACAGAUUAGGGUUUCUACUACUUAUUAACCGUGCCUGCAUUAAAUUAAGGAGUCUAAAUUUGAAGAGAUAUAUCACCUUUUACUAAUUUGAAAAGAAAUACUCGAGAGAAAAAGAUUUUUACAUCUUUGAAUGUCUAGAUCUACUGAAUUAAUGAUGUGUUUUUUUGUCCCUACACGUGGAAAUAACACUGACCCACAAGCUCUUUUCCUC
Messenger RNA from Tarenaya hassleriana, 2394 nucleotides. RefSeq lists its product as uncharacterized. The transcript has 8 exons. The record is from RefSeq and is a predicted model, not a curated record. NCBI's taxonomy places the organism in Eukaryota, Viridiplantae, Streptophyta, Magnoliopsida, Brassicales, Cleomaceae. Gene Ontology annotation, cellular component: cytoplasm. Bases 171 to 2033 code for a protein of 620 amino acids.